AUCGCAGCACCGAAGGAGGAGGAUGUGACCUGCAAGAGCGGCAAUCGCUGCUGAAGUCUCGGUCAUCCUUCACGUGCUUCGAGGCAAGUACCGGGGGUACCCCGAUGGAUGGCUCGGAUGACCUCCGAGCCUUGAAAAGUAUAUAUUACGAGCUCCCGAUGUAUGAUCUCGAAUUCAAACAACUCGUGCUCGCACUCGCCUGCAGAAUCGAUCUAGACGGACUUUGCUAGGCAGGAAGGAGCUUGUCAGCUCCCCUUGCUCGGCGGACGAAGGAUCUAGGAGAAAGCUCGCGAGUGUCUUUUUAGAAGAACGUUCACAAUGGCACCAUCAUGGGCAGCGAUCUGCCUUAUUCUUUGCGUAUCUGCACGAAUGGCCUUGGCUCAAGACGUAAAAACGUACAAAGUGGGUGACAGCGCUGGGUGGACAUACAUCAACGCCUCGAGUGGACUGCCCGCAGACUACAAAGCUUGGGCCGCGCAGUACCAGUUUUUCGUCAAUGAUAUUAUCAGAUUUGCCUACGAACCCUUGAAGCAGAAUAUCUACCUCUUCAACAGCUCGGAGUCGUGGACGAGCUGCGACAUGACCGUCGGCAAGAUGCUCGACGACGGUACCUCUGGAUUCUCCGAGUGGUACUUGCCCCUCGAGGGAUACUACAACUUCGCGAGCGGCAUUGACUGCGACAAGGGCAUGAAAUUCAGGAUCUUCGCCGUCAAGUCUGCAGGCACUGGUCCAGUUGACGCCCCCAUCCCUGCACCAUCGCCAUCAAAGCUAGCACCAGGACCUAGCAAGCUGGCGCCCGCACCUUCGAUGACCCCAGCCACUUCGCCGGGACCUUCGGUGGCCGCCGCCCCGACUUUGCUAACAAUGACGGACUCUCGAGUCGUCUCCAGGGGCCCUGCUCUUGCUCCUGCUCUUGCCCCGACUGCCUCCAGAUCUGCCCCAGCUGUCUGGACCCAAUCAUUGUUUCUCGCCUCGACAGGUGCUGCUGUAGCAGCAGCAUUACUAUUGAGGCUGUAGGCUCGCCGCUGGAAGACGACGACGACGCACAGCUGCUCGCUCCCCUUCUCUCUCACUCACUCGAGCACUUCUCAGUCAAGUCGAACAUGGGAAGUGUCUCGGAACCACAUACUGUAGAUUGGAAUGCACACCUUAACCCUCCCUAAAACCACUCCACCAGCUGCGGCCUACGGAACAUGGCCACAAACAGGACAUCAUCAUGGGUACGAUCCCUGUCCGGUCAAGAAGCAAAGAUCUCGUGGAGAUUCCGCAGAGGUGGCAGUAUAGCAGCAGCCCUCCCCGUGCCUCCAGCAGCUUCGGGACAGGUCAUGCACCGCGGCGAUUAUUGACGCUGCGAUUCUUCACCAGUGCCGGCAUGUUGAGAUCAUGGAGAGGUUGGCCACAACCCGGAGGAGGAAUUAGAAGCUUUGAGUUCUAUUUACUAGACAACUAAUUGAAUAUCGAUUUCGAAAGCCACCAUACAGUCAGUCAACGAUCAUAGCUGGCCCAACAGUUGUAGAUGAAUGCCAACAAGUGUAGAGGAUGUAAUCAGUCCGAGCUGGGAUCCGUCAGAGCAAGCUCUCUCUCGUCACACGAGCUGGAUCUGUCUGUCUAGACCUCUACCUAAGUAAGACAAUUCCGCACAGUAGAAAGCGAAUUUGUAACAUCUGGACCGAAACAUUGCACCUUCACGGUAACGCCGUAGGUGCUCUACAUGAACUAUUCUUGUGGAUUCAAUGACAAUAAAUGGAAGUUCUCGCAGCUUCAUUGG
Molecule: messenger RNA, 1768 nt
Organism: Marchantia polymorpha subsp. ruderalis
Lineage: Eukaryota; Viridiplantae; Streptophyta; Marchantiopsida; Marchantiales; Marchantiaceae
Source: the annotation of a GenBank genome assembly